Molecule: messenger RNA, 1395 nt
Organism: Ostertagia ostertagi
Lineage: Eukaryota; Metazoa; Nematoda; Chromadorea; Rhabditida; Trichostrongylidae
Source: the annotation of a GenBank genome assembly
AUGAAGAACUUCACCUACAAGGCCCUGGCCGUCGCGACCGCUGCGGUUUGUGGUGCUGGUGCUCAAGCAGGCUCGGUGUCCUCGACGACGUCCAAGUACGCUGUCGAAGCCAUCACCGCCAGCAGCCCCAUCACGCUGGCUAACGUCGUCUACACGAUGGGCGUCGCUCGUGUGGUGUCCCAGCCGUUCACCAUCAUCGUCCGUGAGCCUGCUGGCGCCACGACGACCCUGGUUUGCGGCAGCACGCUGCCCGUCCUGGGUGGUGCUGGCGCUGCCAACAUCACCGUGAAGCGCACCUCGGCUACCGAGUGCGUGUGGGACGUGAACGUGACGACCAACGUCGCCGUCAACGACACCAUCACCUUCUCCGGCCUGUCGAUCAACGGUCAUGGCCUGGCCACCGUUGGCGCCACCGAGAAGCUGAACGUCGCUCUGUAUGACACGGGUGAAACCGCUCGCGUCGACAACUCGAACGACGUGACCGCCACCGUCGCUACGUCGGGCCGCGCUCUGUCGCUGACCGCCACGCAAGACACCGGCACGAAGGCCGACGUGAACUUCAACAGCGGCAACCAGCCCCUGUUCGGUUUCGUUGCUGCCAACGACGACACGACCACCAACGCCAGCGCCAACUUCAGCAUCGGUGUCGAUGGCAACUUCCUGAACGCUUCCGGCGUUGCCGUGACGGCCAACAGCAUGCUGACGAACGUCGUCGUGACGAUCGCUGGCGACUUCAGCGGCCUGAUCACGAGCUUCAACGGCGCUGGCAACAGCUCCGUGAACGUGACCACGACCGCUCCGCUGAGCACCGCUCCUGCCGUCACCGUGAACGCCACGGCCGGUACCGCUGUGUUCACCGUGAACGCUGCCAACCUGACCCAGAACGGUUCGACCAACGUCAAGGUCAGCCUGAACAGCGCUGUGACCCAGUCCCUGGGCACGUCGCGCACGUUCGGCGUCUCGGCUGUCGCCAACCCGACGCUGGCUGGCGUGGGCGCGCAGACCCUGGCUGGCAACAGCAGCUGGUGGGUGUGGGGCGCGAACGGCAUCGAGCUGCGUUCGGCGUUCUUCAACAACGACAACACCAACGGCAACCUGACCCGCUUCUUCUUCCAGAACACGGGUUCGCAGCAAGCUGACUACUCGGCGACCUGCCAAGCCGAAAGCGGCCUGACCGUGACCUACGGCACCGCCAAGUCGGGCAAGCUGGCUGUCGGUACGACCGCCCUGAACGCCGCAGACAUCUGCACGUUCAGCGCUGGCAAGCGUGGUUCGAUCACCUUCACGAUCAACGCCAACAUCGGCGCGGUCAAGGGUGUGUACCAGCAAGCCAUCAACGGCGCUGCUGCUGGCUACAUCCCCCUGGAGCGUCCGUACGGCGCCAACACGUACUAA